Molecule: messenger RNA, 753 nt
Organism: Kickxella alabastrina
Lineage: Eukaryota; Fungi; Kickxellomycota; Kickxellomycetes; Kickxellales; Kickxellaceae
Exons: 1
Coding region: 245-691 (148 amino acids)
Source: RefSeq, a predicted model, not a curated record
AAAGAUUUAAAUCCUUCUCCCUACAUUUUCAAAAUUCUUCUCCAUUCACCCUCUACAUCUUAAUAUAGUUUUCUCUACACAACAAGCAAUCUUCAAGUAGUUUUAUUUAAACUACACCUUUAUUUACUCCAGCAUCUAGUUCAUUUCUGUUGCGCCGGACACUUCAGAAAUACUUACAAACAAGCGUCUCAAACAGCACUCUUCAGCUUCAAGGCUCUCCAAUCAGCUAGUACUACAUCUAAAAAUGAAAAUUUUCAUUGCCACUAUUGCCACCACUGCCCUUCUUCUCUCUAGUGCUCUUGCCUCACCAGCAGCCAGCACAACCAGCAUCAAUAAAUCCGGCACAGUUAAGGUCGGGCAGCUCAAGGAUGGUGCACCAGCGUGCAAUGACGGUGAAGUCAACAUGUACGGCAUGAGAUACGCUCAAUACGGCCAAUCUGCCCUCGGAAAAGGUGAUGCCUCGAGCCUGAAAUGCAGUAAUAAUUGCAUCAAACUCACUAACCACGUUGGUGAUGACGUCAAAACCACUGUUCUCAAGAUUAUUGGGGCGUGCACGGAAUGUACCAGUGAUGAGCUGCAGAUUUCAAGCAUCUCCUUGAAAGAUAUUACGUUCGGCAAAUUGUCUCCUACUAUUAACAACAUCAAGUACGAAAUCAUUGACUGCAAGGUGGCCGGGUACAAGGGCAAAUAGUAUUUUCAUGCCAGGGCAAAGCAUUGCACAUUCCUUAUUUUAAAUCGACGUCAGCGCUGGCU